UUCCUUUUUUUUUCUAUUGCUAUGGACGCUGUUUUGCCAUCGUCGCUCGGAUUUCGUGUCGCUGCAGUGUUGCCUGCUGGCGGCUCUGGGACGCGUGUCGGCACUGCGACGCCCAAACAGUUCUGGCCCAUCAAUGGAAAGCCGCUCUUGUUUUACACCUUGGAAGUGUUUGAGAGCGUUCCGUGGCUCGAGAGUAUCGUCGUACCCGUGGCGCCGGAUCAUCUCGAGUCGCUGAAGCAGGAUGUCCAACACUGGGGCUUCAAGAAAACGCACAUUGUGCUGGGUGCCGAGUUUCGCCACAGUUCCAUUUACAGUGGCAUCAAAGCGCUUCUGCCGACAUUGGGCAGCGUACAGUCGAGCACGUCAUCACCGCCAGAUGUGGUUAUUGUUCACGACAUGGUGAGACCUUUUGUGGACGAAGAUACCCUUCGCCAAGUGGCUCAAGCUGCUCAAGACCAUGGCGCGGCAGGUACCAUUCUUCCCUUGGUGUCUACCGUGAUCAUGGCCACGCCUGAUGGGUUUCUCGACCAUUCAUUGGAUCGCAACAAGUACCGCGCAAGCCAAACACCCCAAGCAUUCAAAUUCACCGUGAUGGCCGAGGCAUACGCGAAGUGCACUUCGCAUGAUUUCGAGUUUGGUACCGAGUGUCUGCAUCUUGCGCAGCAGUACGCUGGAACCCGUGCAAAGUUGAUUGAAGGAACGCCUAUGCUCUGGAAAGUGACCCACAAACCCGACAUCUACGCGGCCGAGCAAAUGAUCAAAGAGCGCCUUCGCAACGUUGCAAUUGUUACGGGCGCCAGCCGUGGAAUUGGCGAAGCGAUUGCUGUGGCGCUCAGCAACAGAGGCAUGCGCGUCGCAGUGGUUGCACGUCAUGAGCAGCCUCUGUUGGCCGUGGCUGAGCGCAUCAAGGGUCUGGCCAUUGUUGCAGAUGUCUCAAAGCCCGAAGAAGUACAUCGGGUGUUCCAGACCGUGAUCGAGAAGUGGGGUCACGUUGACGUGCUUGUGAACAACGCCGGAGUGGCUGCACGGGUCGAGAUUGACAACAUGAGCGAUGAGGCCUGGUUUGAGCUGCUGCAUGGCAAUCUGAGCUCGACGUUCUAUUCGUCUCGAGCUGCAAUGUCUGCUAUGAAGCAUGCUGCUCGCGGAGGCGUCAUUAUUAACAUUGGCUCAAGUUCUGUGAGCGGCGGGCGCGUUGGCGAGGGUGCGUAUUCGGCUACCAAAGCGGGCAUCCAGUGCUUGACUGAAACGCUGGCACUGGAAGGCAAGCCACACAACAUUUUCGCGUACACGGUUGUGCCGCGACGAACCGCGACCGAGCUACGCCGAGCGCUCUAUCCAGAUGAGGACCCCGCAACCUGCUUGCUCCCCGAAGAGGUCGCGCACAUGGUUGCAUCUGUUGCCACUGAAUGGCAGCCUUAUCUUUCUGGGCAUGCCUUUUGGGUCAAGUAGCGCUCCUGGUCGAGUGUCUCAGCGCACAGUGUUUGUAUCGGGGUUUUUUUUCUUGGUUCCACUCCACACACUUGCUCCCGCCAUUUUGUGUAUCUCUGAGCAUGAGAGAUGCAGUUCUUGAGAGCUUGAACGCAGCCCUUCACGAUUACAAUACACUAGAUCCACAUACAAAGCGACUCUUUUGCCUCGAUUCUCGCCCUCGUGCAUUGCCAACUCCAUCUCCA
Molecule: messenger RNA, 1673 nt
Organism: Capsaspora owczarzaki ATCC 30864
Lineage: Eukaryota; Filasterea; Ministeriida; Capsasporidae
Product: notch1-induced protein
Exons: 13
Coding region: 22-1449 (475 amino acids)
Biological process (GO): protein O-linked glycosylation via mannose
Cellular component (GO): cytosol
Molecular function (GO): D-ribitol-5-phosphate cytidylyltransferase activity; oxidoreductase activity
Source: RefSeq, a predicted model, not a curated record